GACGUGUUGUUAGCAAAUGGGAGCGGAAGGGCUGAUCUCUCGCCAGAAGAGGUCAUUCUGGCUUCGGCUGCCACUUGUUGCUAAACCCUCCAGGGCUCGAAGACUGUUUUCUUUUUUUUUUAAUUGCUCGGUGAAGGAUCGCUGAGCUCAGAGACACGUCCACGUUUAACUUUCAAGAAGGGACUGCAGCAUAAAUAUCAAUUUAUAGUUUCAACUAAACGAGAAGCAUGGUUGAUAACGCCGCUAUAGCAACAAAAUCCGCGUUGCAGGCAGCCUUCUCCCCGGCGAACAGCCUCCCUCUGUUAGCCUCGGCACACGGCCACUUCCCAGGCGCUCAGUCCCACUCGUCAGGCGGCGGCAUGAAGCUCGAAGCGGUCAUGGAAAACCUCCAGAAGCAGCAGGCUGCGCGCCUGGCCCUGGAAGAAAAACUCCGGCAAGCCGAGAAAGAGAAAGAAAUAAGAUCCAUGGUGAAGGCACGGAUCCAGCAACAAGCCCCGUCUUUCCGUCAUUUCCAGGCAGCGGUCCAGGGCUCGUUCACUGCGGGAUAUCCCGAAGCGUACCCGGGCGCAAGCUCCGCUCAUCACUGCCAACGCACGGGCAACAGGCAACAGGCGGGCGACUCCGAUGUCGACGAUGAAGCGGAUCGCAGUCGCGACAUAGAAGACGACGAUCGGGAUAUAGAGGAAGACGAACUGGAAGACGACCGGGUCGGAGAAGAGGAAGAGUCGUACUGCCAAGCCGAUCAUUCACACCAAAGUGAAGGCGGGCGAGAACAAAAUAAGAGCGCCGGGCACUCGCAGCCCAGGAUCGGUCAGGCGUCUUAUCCUGCACCGAGGGAGUCCGAGAGCCCCGGAGGAGAGGCGCCGCACGGACAUCUGCAGCAACACGACUGGACAUACGAGGAGCAGUUCAAACAGUCAGGAAAACUGAGCGGCCCUGGGAGGGACCCGGGAAAUGGGAGUUUCAGUGUCGGUAGUGGCUCUUCGUCUUUGAUUCAGGAGUUAUAUGAACUGGAUGAUGAUGAGAAGCGAAAAGAAUUCCUUGAUGACCUCUUUAGCUUCAUGCAGAAGAGAGGGACCCCCGUGAAUCGUAUUCCUAUCAUGGCCAAGCAGGUCCUGGAUCUGUAUACUCUCUACAAGCUUGUCACAGAAAAAGGCGGCUUAGUGGAGGUCAUCAAUAAGAAGAUAUGGCGUGAGAUUACUAAAGGUCUAAACCUUCCUACCUCUAUCACCAGUGCAGCUUUCACUCUCAGAACACAGUAUAUGAAGUACCUCUAUCCCUAUGAAUGUGAAAAGCGGGGACUGAGUUCCCCUGGAGAGCUUCAGGCAGCUAUCGACAGCAAUCGCCGGGAGGGCCGUAGGCAGAGUUACAGCUCAGCGGUGUUCAGCUACUCCCCUGUGGGAACUCCCAGUGUCCUCUCCUCACCCAAGAUCCAGAUGUCCCACAUGGCCAUGGGCAGCCCGAAUGUCAGCCACCUUGCCCAUGCCAUAUCCAUAAAGAAAGAAGAUCCUGGGCUCUCCAGCAGCAUGUCCACUCGCCACUCUAUUCCCUCCCUAGUCGGACAGCACACGGUAGCAGCGCAGGCCGCCGCCGCACAAGCCGCCGCCGCUGCCCAGGUGUCCGCAUUUGAGCAGUUGCGGGAGAAACUGGAGGCCGGUGAGCCGCCGGAGAAGAAGAUCAUGCUGAUGGCUGAAGAGCAGCAGCGCAUCAUGCAGCAGGCUCUGCAGCAGAAUCUGUUAGCGAUGGCGACACAGCUGCCCAUGAACAUCAAGAUUAACAGCAGGGAUGAUAGACAAGAGGCUGCAUUGAACCUGUCUACCAACUGCAUUAGCAGCAUCAACAUGUCAAUAGAAAUAAAUGGAGUUGUCUACACAGGUGUCCUGUUUGCUCGGAAAUCGGCCUUUCCAGUGAUGCCAGGGAGCAACGGAAGUAGCCUGAAGAACUCUCAAGGAAAGUGCAGCCCAGGACUGCACGUACACAUCCAGCCUUCUGUUUCUUCCUCCUCCUCAUUUUCCUCCUCGUCCUCCUCCUCGGCCCUUGGACACACCACCGGCAGCGUUUCUCCCUGAGUGUGGGGGGAGUAGCCUUCAGCUCGCAGACUGUUUCUUCGGUCUAAAGACCCUUCAAACAGCCUGUAAACAAAUGAGAGACACUGAUUUUUUUAAGGGUGAUUCUCCCCCCCCCCAAUCUUCACAAGUUCACAGUGAUACAUAAAAACCCGUGAGUAAUCAGACAGUUAUAUUUGAGGCAGGGGGUCACUAAGGAAAACGGUUAUGUUAUAUAAAUUAUUAUAUCUCUGAUUGAACGGCCUUAGGCACAUGCUAACAAAAUAGCAACAAUGAACUGCAGGGAUGAGCCUUGAGGCAGGAAAAGAGAAUUAUUGAUUCUCUGAGUGGGCAAAAGAUGAGGAUGGCUAUGUUUAGUCCCUGCACAAGCUAUUGCCUGGCGAGUUAUAUUUUCCUGGCUGUGUUAGUGAUGUUGGCAUGAGUGUACAUUUGUUUCAAUAAGUUUCAGUAGCUUACCAUAGGCUCUAUUGCAACCAGGAGGAAAUGUGUGUUCUCAGCUAUUACCAAAGAACAAAAUCAUCACUCUUAUCAUGUCGCCUAGUAACAUAACAAAACAUAUGUUUGAUAACAGAUGCAUGUUUAAAAAAAAAUAAUGCAGCUACUUUGGACAAGUUAUUCCAGAGAAAUAAAUAUAUAUUUUUAAGACAAGCACAAAACACUUGCUGGGCUAUGGAGGAACCUGAUUGAAGUGAGGGUUUUACAUCCAUGUAUCUCUAUGUCCUUUUUUGUCACCACUGUGCUGUUAUGUAGUGGUUUGUCUGCCCUGAUCUUGGGUAUUUUAUACAUGUGGCAUUUUUUAAUUAUCCUCUUAAUGAAUUAGGCUUCAUUUGGCUGUUACAAAAUACAGACAGCACUCAUACACCUGUUACAAGUCCUUUUGCGCAGUGUAACAUAUGCAUUUGUAAAAAAAAAACAAAAAAAAACAAAAAUAGCAAAAAGCUGUUCGUUUGCAUACUUCAUUGUUUAGAACAGAGGAACUAAUUAAACUCAAUUCAAAUCAUUUCCUGAAUCAAAAUCUUAAUUGUGUCAACUAACGCUGUACAGUUCAUUCUUAUGAGGCAGAAUUAAGCAGGAAAGCAGCACUUAUUUUUGUCUUAUCAGUACAAACAAACCCCUCCAAAAAGAAAGAAAGAAAAAUAUCCCAGAAACAGUCAGCAUUCCAUCAACAGCUUAAUUUGGCCAAAUGAAUUAAGAGCUGAGUCAGCAGGUUGUGUGGUAAUUAAUGGUACUCACUUGUAACCUGAAUGUCCAGGAGGGACCAGGUUGUCAUACCCCAAAGAUACAUGCAGGACACCCACUCAGUAAGUCAGAAUCCAUCGUGACUAGAAUCAGUGAAGGUGACCAGCCAUUGCAAGGAUCUGGGAUUUUGCUCCCCUUUUUAUUGUAACAUCUGAAACAGUAAGCUGUGGGAUUUUGGCUGAACAUGUGAAUCACGUGUUUUUCAUUAUGUGCAGCCACCACUUAAGGCUCACUACUGUUGUGCAUAAAGACCAUUACUGGUGUCACUUUCGUUGCAGACUGAUACUUUGUAAAUCUACCUCUCGAGCAGAUAAAGACUAAGAAGAUAAAUAUACAUAGUGUAUUGUGUUGUUUAUGAAGCCACAUGAAAAACAUUUGUGUUUCACAUGAUCACUGAUUUUUUUUUUUAUUGUACGUUAUACCAAAGAAGGGAAUAUUCUAUGAUAGCACAUCUACCUCAUUUGUCCUAGACUGUGCCAACAAACAUGACCACGAUUUAAAUUGCCAGUCUUUUAUCAAUAGGUCCACACAUGCUGUUUUCCUUGAACAUAUUAAGUAUUGAGGCAGAAACAAACAAUAAGAGUUAGGACAAGUAAAUGAAGUUGUUCACAUUUCUUGUUUGUUUUUAUAAGAGUGUAUUGUUGGGAUGGUAACUUUUAUUUUUAUGUUCAAACAAUCCCGUUCGAAAGUGUUCAUAUGAUCUUAAGUAGUAUGGUAUCUUUAGCAGCAUGUAUAGUAUACUAAAUUAUGAAAUUUAUUAACAAAUAGCACCUGUAUUUGCUCAAUCAUACAUAGUUUUUAAACUCAAAAGUAAUUAACCCAAAAGUAAUUAAUAGUUCUUUUUUAUGUAUUUCUUCAUGAUGUGACUCCCUUUGGAGGCAUCGGUCUGAGGAAAUUCCACAGCAAGUAAAUUUUCACAGCACAGUGUGGUGUUUCACAUGAGCUGUGAAAUUGCCUGUCUCUGUAUGCAUCCCGUUAUACUUCUGAAUAGAGAAUGAUUUAAAUAAUUGAAACUGAAUAGGUUUAUCUUCACAUUGUUUCUACAAAAGCUAAUAAAGGUUAAUUUCCCGAAGGAAAAUCGAAUGUAUUUAUAAAGUAGGAUGCCAGCAACAAAGAAUCUUCCCUGUUAUUGUUUUCGUUGUUGUUUUUGUAAAUAUUGGAAUGUAUUUUUUUUUUCAUAUAAGCACUGGCAAAGCCUUCACUUACACAGAGCACAGUUUCCUCUCAUGUGAGUGUACUGGGAAUGACGUGAACGGGAAGAUCGGGACACUUGGAGAGGUCAUCGCUGACUGUGAACACGAGAACAAUCGCUGUAAUUCUUGUAACCAAAGAUCAAAAGCGAGCAAUUAAAGAAAAGCUUUGUUAAAUGAAAAAAAACUCAAAAGAAAUAAAGAAUAUAAGAAACUAUUGUUUUUAGAAAAUAAAAAAAUCAGUUAUGUGUCAAUAGUAUGAUGUUUACUUUGUCCAGAAACUAUGGUAACUAAGGUAUGCUGGUAGAUUUUAGAUUGAGUAUUAUGGCUUUACUCGCUGUAUAUGAAGCUUUACAUAUUUCUAUUCCCCUUUACUGUUUAUUUUUAUAAAUCCAGUGCAUUAUUGGAAAGCUGGAUUGUGGUGCUCAGGGGUUUAAAACAUUAAAACAGGUGAAAGAGAUUUUUUUUUGUUUGUUUUUGCCUUUUGACUUGUAGCACAAGUAGAAAUAAAAUGCUGCUUUAA
This is a messenger RNA of Brienomyrus brachyistius, 5018 nucleotides long. RefSeq names its product AT rich interactive domain 3C (BRIGHT-like) (gene arid3c). Lineage: Eukaryota; Metazoa; Chordata; Actinopteri; Osteoglossiformes; Mormyridae. The record is from RefSeq and is a predicted model, not a curated record. Gene Ontology annotation, biological process: regulation of transcription by RNA polymerase II. Bases 228 to 2069 code for a protein of 613 amino acids. Gene Ontology annotation, cellular component: nucleus. The transcript is spliced from 9 exons. Gene Ontology annotation, molecular function: DNA binding.